CGCCCGGAGAUGACGUACGGCGCUCCGCGGAGCCAAGAUGGUGUCGGUGACUCUGGCCACGUCAGAGUGGAUUCAGUUUUUCAAAGAUGCCGGAAUACCAGCGGGACCAGCUGUCAACUAUGCUGUCAGCUUUGUGGAUAACAGGAUUCAGAAGAACAUGCUCAUGGACCUUACCAAAGACAUCAUGAAUGAACUGGGCAUCACAGCUGUUGGGGAUGUUAUUGCCAUUCUGAAACAUGCCAAAGUGGUUUACAAGCAGGAACUUGCUAAGGUGGCCACAGAGUCUAUAAACCCGACUCAUGGAAACGUGCAUUUCGAAUUAAAACGAACAGCUGGCUCACCUGCCUCUCGAAUGAUUGCUAACAGCUUGAGCAGAGAAUCCCCACCUUCUACCCCUGUGCGGAGGCCUGAAACAACCACUUCCAAAAUAUCCGUCACCGUGGCCAACAAACUUGCCACAAAGAAAGCAGUUCUUUCCAGACCAGCUGAUCCCGGUCCAGACAAUUCUGUGAAGCGACGGAGAGUGACUGCAGAAAUGGAAGGUAAAUACGUAAUCAAUAUGCCAAAAGGGACAACAGCAAAAACUAAGAAAAUCCUGGAACAGCAAGCCACGAAAGCUUUGCCAAGAAUGUCAGUCUUUGAUAGGCUCGGUGCAGAAACAAAAGCAGACACCACUACUGGGAGCAAGCCAACAGGGGUCUUCAGCCGCCUGGGUGAAGUCGUCAGUCAAAAGGAGAGCAGCGAUGACGAUGAAGCUGGUUCCGUGCUUCAGUACGCUGGAGUCUUGAAGAGAGCCCCGGCAGCAUCCGUCCAGGAGAGCCCCAAGCUCCCGCUGGUAACCAAGGAGAGAGCCGCCGCUGUGAAAGCCAAGGCUGCGGCCACCACGAUAAGGCAGCUGGCCAUCCCGAAAGGCAGCGGCAGGACCGUGCCUGGCAAGGGCGCCCAGACCGCAGGCGCAGCGCCUACUGUCCGCCUGCAGUCAGCGGGACAAGCCAAGGUCAGUGUCAGGCAAAGGCUGGGGAAGCCCGUCCCCACUGAGGCCGACACACAGGACAACAAAGUCACCAGCACCAAAAGCCGCGGCAGCCCUGAGUUCACUGUGACCAUCAAGAACACAGCACGGACUCCGGCCAGUACCAAAGUGACCAGCAGUACAGAAGGCCGGCUGGCUCAGAUGGACUCCACGGCGACUGUCAGUGUGUUCGAACGGCUGGGGAAGAAGCUGAAGUAACAGGAUUUCACAAAAGGCACUCACAAGGCUUUAUUUUUCUAUAUACAUAAGGUGCUGCUUCAGUCAUGACAACACACCAUUUUCACAUUGACUGAAACACUGUGGUUUGGGAAAUUCCCAACAACUAGUUCCAGCCAAAAGAUCCUGGGAUUAACUGACAACAUAAGGAUCCUAUUGAGAGAAUAAUUGGAGAGAACAAGAUUUUAAUUAGCAUUUAGGCUUUGUUUUGAUAAUUUAUUCAGAGCCCUUUUUGUUUGUGUGUUGAUGGGAGGGUGUCAAAGCUUUUUUAAGGAGAUAGUAAAUUUGAUGCAGAUAUUUUGUACAUGAUCACUGCCUUGGCUCACGAAUUUAGAGGAUGCCUUGUUAUCAGCCAAGCCAUUGUCACUCUGGCUCUUGCUGGGGCUUUUUCUUUUGCAAUUUAACAUGGUGCAGUGUGGUCACAGUCACUAAUUUAAUGAACCCUAUUGGGACUUGGAUAAAUCUGAUUGUUUAGUUCAUUACGGAGCUACUGCUGUUCCUGGGCAUCAGUCACGUUGGGAUACCUCAGCACUGAGGAAUACCAAGUGCAAGACUGUUCCAAGCAGGCUGUUUUACAAAGUUAUUUUGUGAGUUUUUAAGUGUUUGAUACCUAACCCUGUGUAUUUAUAAGCCAACCUUUACUCCUCACCAUUUGUUUUUCGUGCUUCUGAGAAGAUAUAAAAUUAUUUUAAUUCAGCUCUUGUUACCUCUUGAUUUGUGGUUUAGGCAUUGACCAGGGAGCCACUUUCACCACUAAACUCAGGCAGCCAAGGUGACUUGUUUUAUUACAUUUAGUCCAAAUGGAAUGGCCGUUCCCAUGCAAGGUCCCCACGCUCACUGGAAUGGUCUUUAGGCAACACAAACUCAAGUAUGGUCAUCAACUAAGUGGUUGAUGGCAAUUACCUAAACAGAGUUGUGUCAGAAAAUGCAAGCAAAAUGAACUCCAAGCAUUGGUACACUAGCCACUUAGUGUAGUUGCAAAUUGGGCAAGAUUAAUAUUCAGCAACACACAAAACACAGCAGGGGGAUCUCAGCGGGUCAGGCAGCAUCUAUGGAGGGAAAUAGACAGUCGAUGUUUCAGGUCGAGAGCCUUCAUCAAGUCCAGAUCGGAAACAUCCAUUUCCCUCCACAGAUGUUGUUUGACCCACAGAGUUCCUCCAGUGCUCUGUGAUUUGCUCCAGAUUCCAGCACCUGUCUCCAAGAUUAAUAUUCAGGCCAGUAUUACAUGAUGUUAUAUGCACGUUAAAUGGAGAUACUGCUUACAACAUCCUACGUUCAUUCAAGUUCCACCUGGUUGCCUAAAGCCUUGUUUCUCUCUUGUUUUUUGGCGUUGGAGUGAGGUGGAGGUCAGGACUGGAAUAAGAAAUGGGCUUCUCAAGUCUGCUUCAUUUUCUGCCUGUCAAUAGAACUUAUGCUUGUUUAGUCCAGUGGAACUAUGAUUACCUUUUGCUAGCUCUUUGACUGCUUGCUUAACUUUUAGCAGCUCAACAAUACCUUCCUGAAGCCCAAAUGGUGACGCACUGGCGGAGUUUGUUCUGUCUGCCCUCCUUGGGAUGGUGGCGUACCACUCUUUUCCUGGGUGAACUUUGUUUCAGAAUAACAAGCAGAUAUUUAAUGCUGAACACAAUUAACUGGAAACUGCAUUCAAAUUGCAGAAAAUUUAUUUUUGGGACUCAUAGUCUUCAAAGUGUUGGAGUUACCAGGUGCCGGGCAAUGCAUCAGAAAUGGCCUGAGGGAUUGAUUAUAACAAGUCUACACUCCUGUUAUGAAUUCACUUUAAGUGUAAAAACUAUAGUUUUCUUUUAUGUAUAUGAUUAGAUGCAGAAGUCGUUGUCUUGGAUGUUCUGCUCCCUGUCCCUGAGGGUGGGCUAGGGGAGGAACCCUGGGCAUUCUCCAAGCCCCCAAGUGAUCCAUUAAGCAAGAUUCUAUAACGUGCAAUUUAAUUUGUACAUUCGGUUAAUGUUGGAACUAUCAAUGUUAAGGAACGCAUGUUAAAUUAAAAUUUAGUAUACCUAUCUAAACAUUAAAGCUACAAGUGAGUUUUAUACA
Messenger RNA from Pristis pectinata (smalltooth sawfish), 3298 nucleotides. RefSeq names its product chromosome 35 C19orf47 homolog (gene c35h19orf47). Gene Ontology annotation, cellular component: nucleus. The record is from RefSeq and is a predicted model, not a curated record. The transcript is spliced from 8 exons. Bases 38 to 1231 code for a protein of 397 amino acids. Lineage: Eukaryota; Metazoa; Chordata; Chondrichthyes; Rhinopristiformes; Pristidae.